Paracoccidioides brasiliensis Pb18 is the source of this 1089-nucleotide messenger RNA. Its product is annotated as DNA-directed RNA polymerase III subunit C34. Gene Ontology annotation, cellular component: RNA polymerase III complex. Gene Ontology annotation, biological process: transcription by RNA polymerase III. The record is from RefSeq and is a predicted model, not a curated record. The transcript has 2 exons. Bases 1 to 1089 code for a protein of 362 amino acids.
AUGCCCACCUCCUCUGUUAGUUCUGCGAAGGGGGUCGAAAUGGCAGACCAUAAGGAGCUGGCCGCAGCUCUUUAUGCGCGAUGCCUUUCCGAUUUCCCUCCCGAUCACUUGUUCUACCAGCAAGAUUUGCUCAACUUGGGUAUCAUCCCCAAAAAUGACCUCUCCCUGUUAAUGAAAUGUGCGCAGUCACUCGUGGACCAGAGCUUGAUGCGUAUACUUUACGGAAGUGAUGACCGUCUUGCUUGGAAAAUCAUUGCGCAGGCAGAUGCCGAAAAACUUCAAAACCUCAAUGCGGAAGAACGUCUCAUUUACAGCGUGGUCGAAUCGACGGGCCGCGGUGGUGUUUGGACACGAACAAUCAAAACGCGCACCAAUCUUCACCAGACCAUCGUAAACCGCUCCCUGAAAUCCCUGGAGACGAAAAACUACAUCAAAUCCGUGCGCAAUGUCAAAUAUCCGCAGAGGAAAAUGUACAUGCUGUCCGGCCUGCAGCCAAGCGAAGAUGUUACCGGAGGUGCAUGGUUUACGGAUGGAGUUUUGGAUGUUGACUUUAUCCGCGGUAUAGGGGGCUGGAUUGAACACUGGGUGAGCUCGAGAAGCUGGUUUGACCAGGCAGCUGCAGAGCGUAAGGUCAAGAGACAGAAAGUCCGCCAAGAUAGUUCCAAGGGUGAACCCCAAUAUAUACCAUACCUACCGUCCUACAGCGGAUAUCCGACUGUGACGGAUAUCACGAACGCCAUCAACAACUCGGGCCUUACCCCCGUCACUCUGUGCGAAUCUAGCAUCUCACAACUGCUCGAGAUGCUUUGCUUUGAUGGGAAACUGAUCUCACUUCGUGACGGAGCUGCAUACAAGAGCGUCAAGAAACCAAACCAGAUAUCCCUGCAGCGCGAUCUGGGUUUACAAACAGGCGACAAAAAGGGCGGAAACAACGCGGAUCAGGAUAGCCUCAUCCUUGGUGGAAAUGGCAUGACAGAGGCUCCGUGCGGACGAUGUCCUGUGUUCACGCUGUGCCAGGAAGGUGGUCCGGUCAAUGCAACGAAUUGCGAAUACUUUGACGAAUGGUUGAAGAAAUCGAUGGCAUUUUGA